Molecule: messenger RNA, 987 nt
Organism: Necator americanus (New World hookworm)
Lineage: Eukaryota; Metazoa; Nematoda; Chromadorea; Rhabditida; Ancylostomatidae
Exons: 2
Coding region: 1-987 (328 amino acids)
Source: RefSeq, a predicted model, not a curated record
AUGCAACUAGCGUUUCUGGACUUUGAAGCCGCGUUCGACUCUCCUCACCGAGGCUGUCUUCUCAACGCGCUUCGCGCCGAUGGAGUACCAGGAAAGUUUGUUCGCUUGCUUGAUGACAUGAAUCAACGAACAACUGCUGCAGUUCGAACACCAGGUGGAUGUACAACACCGUUUGAAGUGGUAACUGGAUGUCCUGCCGACAUUGUCUUAGCACCAUCAGGGUGCCCCUUGGCUGACCUCGAGUACGCCGACGAUGUUGUUAUAUUCGCGGAAAGCAGUACGAAACUUCAACAUGUUAUUAACCUUGUAUCGAAGCUGGCUGCAGCCUAUGGACUACGCCUACACCCUGAUAAAUACAAGCAGAUGUGGAUCUCUUCGAGACCUCGAACGGGAAUCAGGGUGGACGGACAACCGAUAGAACUUGUCGAUGAGUUCUGUUACCUGGGCUGUACGCUGAAGAACAACAGCAGCUACGAGAGAGAUAUUCAGCAAAGAUGCGCUAAGGCUACUUCUGCAUUUAACUACUUAACGAAAUGCCUGUGGUCGACUCCCAUCACCAACGAAGUCAAGCUACGAGUCUACCUAUCCGCAAUUCGCCCCAUCAUGAUGUACGGAUCGGAGACUUGGGCAGCACCAUCAAUGGUUAUGGAGAGGCUUGACUGCACGGAACGAAAGCUGCUUAGACGGCUACUUGGCUACUUUUGGCCUAGGGUAUGUCACAAUGAAGAUCUUUACGCAGAAAUUGAUGUGGUAUACCGGCGAAUGACACGUGGAAGACAUCAACAUCUUGCACCGCCAUCGAAAGUGGCUAAAGUAAAUCGUCUUCGCUUCUUUGGUCAUAUAUUAAAGAGACCGACAGAUCGCCUUGUCCAACGAGUUCUGAGUAGUUCGUCGGGUUCGAGCGGGAAGAAGCCACCUGGCCGAAAACGAAAGUUCCGGACUGAGGUGGUGAAAGAGGACCUGAGGAUACUCGGCGUGGAUAGGUAG